AUGCAUCUAGGGUUCAACUCACUCUGGGACAACGGGAAGGCCAAUUCCGCUACCUUCAAGACGACUAUAACCUCGUCCCCCUUCGUCGUCGUCGUCGUCGUCGCAUCACUCGCUAAGCCGUUAUCGCCUGAAGCCGAUUCGUCGAUCGAGGUCGAGGAGGCUGCGCCAGGUGGUGGUGGUGGGGCGAUGAGAGCUAAGGGACCUGCUUCACCCAAAGCGAGAGUCUGUUCUCCUACGAGAUGUUCAAGUUUGCAUGGCAAGGGAAUGCUGAGAAGGGUGGACAUGGUCGUGUCGAUCGGGGUGUGGGGUGAGGAACGUCCCAAAGAGGUAGAAAGAGGUCGAGGCGCGCGUGCCUUCGCUCUCUCAAGUCGCGUGAGCGAGCCACUAUAUUAUGUUAACGGUUCAAUGCUUGGUCGCCACCAAGUCGGAUAA
Molecule: messenger RNA, 432 nt
Organism: Microbotryum saponariae
Lineage: Eukaryota; Fungi; Basidiomycota; Microbotryomycetes; Microbotryales; Microbotryaceae
Source: the annotation of a GenBank genome assembly